AUGUCGACGCUUCUUCACCGAUCCUUUCGUGAUAAAAGGCUGCCAUCAGUACCGCCUGCAGCUUCUAUAUACCACCAUGACCCUCUUCUGCAUGUUGAUCGCCAGACAAAACACAUAGAGCGCAAUCUCCAAGUGCUGAUUGAUGCUCAAAGUGAAGGCCUCCUUUCUGUUCUUGGUGGGCCUCAACGAGAUCAGGUCGCAGCUAGAAAUUUGACUCCAACAUUAUCGUCAAAUGGCAGUCGGCCACAAUCCCCUUCCACGGUGCCUGCUAGGCAGCCCGCGCCCAAGAGAAUCGGCCUUAGGGCUGCCCGGGAGGGCAUAUUUCAAUCAAUAUAUGACCUACUGAAGUUACGAGAAGAAGAACGAGAGAUUCUCACAUCUCAGACCAAUGAAAGAGACAAUGCGCUGCACGAUAUCCAAAGCUUCCUGUCGAGAAGAAAUGGUCUAGAAGAUGCCAUUACCACUAUUCAUGGUGACGAGGAGAGCCGACGUUCAAAACAACUAGAAGAACAGGCUCGGAACCUCGAGGCUGACAUUCAUGAAUUGGAGACCAGGCUGUACGAGAUGAAAGCUAAACAUCGACAUCUUGUGAAUGAGAUAUCACAGAUCAGCAACUCGGUCGAAGCCAAGCUUUCUUCCUACACUGAAUCUUUGUCUUUACUCGACUCUGAUAUCCGAAACUACCUCCGUGAUCCUCCUAUCCAACCACUGUCCCAAAACUCAGGUGAAUCCACCUUUCACUCUUUGAACCCCAAACGUCGCACACUUGACAUGGCCCAGGAGCAUUGGAAUACCGAACAGGUCAUUUUGCACAGUAGGCAGCAGAAGGUGGAUGCGGAAAUACUGGCACUAGAAGAAGGAGGCGGUGUAUGGAAACAAGCGGUAUCCGAUGUCACUGGCUUUGAGAAGCGCUUGCAAGCCAACAUGCGCCAUUAUGUUGAGAUGACCACGCCGAUUAAUCAGUCAGAAGGAUCCACACCGACGGGUUACAAAGAAGGGCUUGUGCAGAGUAUUCUGGAUGACUUGGAGAGAACCACUCACCGGAUCGAAUCACAUUUAGAGCUUGCCGAGGAUAAGGACUGGAAACUAUUAGUCUGCUGCAUCGCAGCUGAGCUAGAGGCCCUGCGAGAAGCAAGGGGUUUGCUUCUUCCCGCCUUUGGCCUCCCUGUGCAUGAAGAGGAUGCACCCCUGAACCCUACUUCUCUCAAGGACCACAGUUUAGAGGAAGACCAUGAAGACUCGCGGGCCGGCCCGCUAGGAAAUGACGACCCAGAACCUCCAGCCGAUCUGCUCAAGGAUGCAGAUCCCCAUCAUUCUGAUACCAGAUCGGAAGAUGAUGAUGAGCCCGAUCCGUCCUGGCUGGCCUGA
Molecule: messenger RNA, 1368 nt
Organism: Penicillium griseofulvum
Lineage: Eukaryota; Fungi; Ascomycota; Eurotiomycetes; Eurotiales; Aspergillaceae
Exons: 1
Coding region: 1-1368 (455 amino acids)
Source: RefSeq, a predicted model, not a curated record